Molecule: messenger RNA, 1261 nt
Organism: Aspergillus japonicus CBS 114.51
Lineage: Eukaryota; Fungi; Ascomycota; Eurotiomycetes; Eurotiales; Aspergillaceae
Exons: 5
Coding region: 1-1254 (417 amino acids)
Source: RefSeq, a predicted model, not a curated record
AUGGCUGGCGGAGGCUCAUCCAACCAGGGCCAGCAUGGUCAUCACGGUCACCACGUCCCAGGCUCGGAAGCGGAGACAGAGAAAGGUAGUUCGGGGCUUGUCAACAUCAUUCGUAUUAUCAUCAACGUGACGAGCCAACCUGAUCUCGACGCCACUCAUAACAUCACCAAUGCGACAGCUAUUGGCAUGCAGGACAGUCAUGAUGACAAAAACCGUUUCGGGGUCUUUGGAUCGGCGGUUGUGGAGAAGCAAGAAUUCAGCCAACUAGUCAUGGUCUGGUACUCCGUGGUGGCGCGGUGGUUCCGUGUACGCCGUGAUCAAGACAUCGAGUUGGAGGAUGGUCAAGGGUUCCGAACAGGGCCGGCAGCGCAAGAAACAGCAGCGGAUCAACACGACAUACUGCCCGACCGCAAAACGAAGGGCUAUGAUGAGCUGGCAAUGUUCAUGGCUCGAGAUCCCCCGUCUCUGAUUUUCCGACGAUUCGACGAGCUGAACAUCAAGAAUCUGCUCUACCUGCAGGCAGAACUGACAUCUCACGAGCUGGCCCUGCAAAACAUUGUCGAUCGGGAUUCUGAACACGGUCACGCAGUGGUAGAAGAUGACUAUGCAGUGCCGGAUAUGAUCUUGAAUGCGAACAACCGCCAGUGGAAACUGAUCCUCAAAAUUCGGAAGAUCCUGAAACAAUACAACACGGCUCUGCAACAAUACCGGGAUCUGCGGAGAAUGAGCGAGCCGCAUGCCUCCGACCUUCGCAACCUUUCCAUGCUCAGAAACACCGUAGAGAAGAAACUAACACCGGGUGAUAUUGUCGAUCAUCACCUGCUACCCCUCGAGCAGUGGCAACGAGCUCCCCUUGUACCCGACCGCGUGGCACUGUGCAGUCCGCUCGAGGGAGCAGAUCCAAUGACACGGUGGUCAUACUAUCACCUCGGCCCCUUAUGUUACAAAGUGUUUGGGCCGAGAAAGACCGACAAACCGUCGCAAGAUUGGUCGGGCAACACACAUGCUUUUUCUCAUUAUCGCGAGCGCGGCGAUCGCCUCCGUGAUGUGGGGUUGUCCGUCAUGAAAGGGGCAAAGCGACGCCUGUGGUUUGCCAUAGCCAUGGGCGUUGGCUUUGUGACUUUGGUUGGGUUUAUGGUCCCCGCGCGUCGAGCCGAAAUCAUUGUGCUCGCAGCAGCGUACGCCGCGAUUGAGGCGUCUCUCCUGGUCAAUGCGGCUACCGGGCAGAGCAACAUUGGUUCCCCGGGUCAUUGAUACCGCG